ACGUGUAGUUGCGGGAGUGAGCGCCAUGGAGUUAGUGAGUUGUCCGGAGCACGGCACUUUCUGUCUGCUGAAAACGGGGGUCCGCCCUGGCGUGAAUCAAGGGAAGAGCUUCUACUUGUGCGGGGUUCGAACCUGCAGCUUCUUAAGAGUUACCGAUAUUCCUGUGUCUCACUGCUUAUUGCAUGAAGGUUUUGUGGUGGAACUUCAGGGUUUGCUUACACCCCAGAGUAAGAAUGAGUACAGAUUGUUCUUCCGAUGCAGUAAAAGUAAGGCCGAGGGGAAGAAGUGGUGUGGAAAUGUCCCAUGGCAGGCCCCUACUCUCCAAGAGGAACAUGGUGUAGCCAGUCAGUCCCAGCCUGCGUCUAAGCCAUUUCAUUAUCCUUCCAGUGAGCAGAGAAACCCUUUCAAGGUACUUAACAAGAAUCAAGAACCUUCUCGCUGGAAACAGGCUAACAGUGAGAAAAAGUGGAAUGAUGAGAAGCCAAGCAAAAAGGAAGACCGGUUCUCGGAUCAGAAGAAGCAGCCGAAACCUGAAUCUGUGAAUGAAGAGAAGCCACAGGAACCUGAGUGCAGGAAUAAGAAGAUGGAGCAGAAACCCAAAUCUGACAGCUGGGUGGAGAAGGAUUUCUCUUCUGGCCUGGCACUUAACUCAAAGCAAGCUGCCAUUCAAGAGAAGCAGCGACUGGAGACAAGAGAGAAACAGAGUGAAACAAAAGAGAUCCCAGGAGCCCCCCAGAAAGAUCUUUUGGUGAUUUCAUCCAGAGAGGGCCACGGUGGUGACAGAACAAAAUCCUCUGUGUCCGUGCCUAAGAAACCAAAUGGGGAGGGCCACCUUGUGAAAAAAGGACCAGUACCUCCUAGAGAAAAGGAAAUCAGAACUUUGCCUCCAGUGGCUCCUAGUCAGAAUCCGAUAAGCAAGCCCCAAAAGAGCGAACCCCACAGCAAGGAGCACCCCAAGACUUUGGAGACAAGCAAGACAGAGGACAGUCGGGGCUCUCAGACCAUCGGGCAGGCGCAGCUCCCCGGGCAUGUCCAGGCUUUGCCAGGACCAGUCAGAGGUCCUGCAGCAUUGGCCACCGGGCUGUCCUGGGAAGCGAGGCGAGCUGCUGACCCCAGCAGCAGUGACAGCGAGGAAGAUGAGGCGGUCUCUGCGUCCCAGAUGCCAGGGAGCCCCUUGCUCUUCGAUGAGACUCCAAACUCUGGGGAAAAGGAGCAUCCUAAACUCUCUGCUCAGAGUGUGCAGAAAAACCCGUCUCUUGUUUCAAGCGUUUCCAAGAAGGUGGAAACUGUGGACCCGGUAGCCCGACGUGUGUACCUCAGCGCACAGCUGAAGCAGAAGAAGGGCACACUGGCAUCAGUGAACGUCCAGGCUCUUCCAGACAAGGGUCAGAAACUGCACAAGCAAAUUCAGGAGCUGGAGGACGCGCUUAGCUCGCUAGCCCUCUGCCCCGAGCAAGCAGACACUCCUGAGACAAAUAAUACUCAAGCACCACAACAGAGUAACUUCAGAAGUACCGCCGAUGUUCCCCACUUGGUGCCGCCUCAACCUCUGCAGGUCCAACAGCUCCAGUCUCAGCAUUCUCUGGGACUGAAAACUGUCGGAAAAAACAGCCUUUCGCACCUCGACCCGUUGCAUUCUGUGUGGAAAGUCACAAGAGAAGCCAUUGAGGAGCUACAUCAGUCCCUGAAGUCGCGUCCUGAUGAGUCCGCCAUGGUAGAGGACCCCGCUGGGUUGAAGUUCCCUUUGCUGAUGCAUCAGAAACAGGCGUUAGCCUGGUUACUAUGGCGGGAAAGUCAGAAGCCACAAGGAGGAAUUCUGGCGGAUGACAUGGGAUUAGGGAAAACCCUGACAAUGAUCGCACUCAUUCUCAUCCAGAAGAAUCAAGAGAGAAUCAAGGAGAAGGACGACACGACUUCAACUUGGCUUUCGAGAGAUGAGUCCUCUAUGGUUGUUUCUCAUGGAACAUUAAUUGUCUGUCCUGCUUCCUUGAUCCAUCACUGGAAAAAAGAAGUGGAGAAAUGCGUGUGCAAGAACAAACUCAGAGUCUAUCUUUAUCAUGGGCCAAACCGGGACCAGCGUGCCAAAGUUCUUGCUACGCAUGACAUCGUCAUCACCACCUACAGCAUCCUGGCCAAGGAGAUCCCUGUAAAGAAGCAAGAGGAAGAGAGCCCAGGUAGAGACCUUAGCAUGGAGAAGUCCUCAACACCUUUGCUUCGAAUAGUCUGGGCUCGGAUCAUAUUGGAUGAAGCUCACAAUAUUAAAAACCCCCGAGUGCAGACUUCCAGAGCUGUGUGUCAGCUACAGGCCCGAGCUCGUUGGGCAGUCACCGGGACCCCCAUUCAGAACAACUUGUUGGAUAUGUAUUCCCUGCUGAAGUUCCUCCAAUGUUCUCCAUUUGAUGACUUCAACCUGUGGAAGAGUCAAGUUGACAAUGGAUCACAGAAAGGAGGAGAACGGUUAAGUAUUGUGACGAAGAGCCUUCUGCUGCGGAGAACAAAGGACCAGCUGGAUUCCUGUGGCAAGCCCUUGGUGACGCUGCCCCAGCGUAAAUUCCAGCUGCACCAUCUCAAGCUUUCUGAAGCCGAAGAGUCUGUGUACAGUGUCCUUUUCGCAAGAUCAAGGUUAGCCAUGCAGUCCUACCUAAAGAGAUACGAAAGCGGGGACUACAAAACCGGAAGAAGCCCUGAAAACCCGUUUUGUAGAGUGGCACAGGAGUUUGGGCCCACUGGGUCUGCAAAUGUGGAUGUGGACUCACCGAGAUCCAGUACUGUUCACAUCUUGUCACAGUUGUUACGUCUCCGCCAGUGCUGCUGUCAUCUGUCGCUGCUGAAGUCGGCCCUAAAUAUGACAGAGCUGAAGGAAGAAGGCCUGGUCCUCUCCCUGGAAGAGCAGCUUGGUGCUCUGACUUUGUCCGAACUCCAGAUGUCAACAACCUCUUCCAUGGUGUCCCUGAAUGGCAAAUGUUUCCAGGCGGAGCUGUUUGAAGACAGGAGAGAAAGCACCAAGAUUUCAUCUCUGUUGGCUGAGUUGGAGGCAAUCCGAAGACACUCAGGGUCCCAGAAGAGUGUCAUUGUCUCCCAAUGGACCAGUAUGCUGAAAGUUGUCGCGUUGCACCUCAAGAGGCAUGGACUUACCUAUGCCACCAUCGACGGUUCUGUCAACCCUAAACAGAGAAUGGAUUUGGUAGAGGCAUUCAACAGCUCCAGGGGCCCUCAGGUCAUGCUGAUCUCUCUCUUGGCUGGAGGUGUUGGUUUAAACCUGACUGGAGGAAACCAUCUUUUUCUUCUGGAUAUGCACUGGAAUCCAUCACUUGAAGAUCAAGCUUGUGACCGAAUUUACCGAGUAGGACAAGAGAAAGAUGUUGUCAUACACAGGUUUGUUUGCGAGGGAACAGUAGAGGAAAAGAUCUCGCAGCUCCAAGAGAGAAAGAAACACUUGGCUAAACAGGUGCUGUCCGGGUCUGGAGAGUCCAGGACCAAGCUCACCUUGGCUGACCUUAGACUCCUUUUUGGCAUCUGACUCCUGUUCAUCGGCUCCAGCAUAGCAGAGUAACACUCUUCUGGUCCUAGUAAGGUGCAUUAGAGGCUCUCUGAGCUUCCCUAAGCAUUUAAUUUCACUGUUGAGACUCAUAGCCCCAUCUGAGAAUGAGACAGGAUCUCUCAGAAUGAAAGAUCAGUUAGCAGUGGGGUUGAUAAUUGGAUAUUAAAUGGCCUGUGUUGGCCAGUCACAUUCAUCACCUUCAUAGAUUGCAUAGAAACCAGUGAGCUAACUACUUCAGCUGCAAGAAAAUGCAUUUGCGUUUCGCACUUUUGGAAAACAACUCGGGGAGCUUUGUAUAUAAGUUUCAGUUAAAGUUCAAAAUACUUUCAUCUGUCUUUUUUUACAAUAUUUUUAUUUUUACAAAUUGACAGUAUUUGUAACACUUAAAGCUCAAAAUCUAUCUUUUUGUGUGAUAUUUUUAUUUUUAUAAAUUGACAGUAUUUGUAGCACUUAGUAUUGUAUAUUUAGUAUUUGUAUUAUAACUGGCAUGAUGAAUAAAUCUGUCCUUGACAGCAUA
This is a messenger RNA of Suncus etruscus (white-toothed pygmy shrew), 4058 nucleotides long. It is a transcript of the gene TTF2, whose product is annotated as transcription termination factor 2. Gene Ontology annotation, molecular function: zinc ion binding; ATP binding; ATP-dependent chromatin remodeler activity. The record is from RefSeq and is a predicted model, not a curated record. Lineage: Eukaryota; Metazoa; Chordata; Mammalia; Eulipotyphla; Soricidae. The transcript is spliced from 23 exons. The coding region runs from base 26 to 3520 and encodes 1164 amino acids.